CGAACACUUCCUACCCCGGCCCUUGGUUGAUCUCAGCGAAUGUCGGGUGACAGUCUUGGCUGCUAGCCAUGUGGCUGUUGGAGAUGCAUUGGCUCAGGGUCCGGGCGUGCCAUUGCAGCGAUGGCGAUGCGGUCUUUGAUUCGAUUUCCUUGGCAGAGAGGCCGCCAAUUGGCCAGGCAAGCUGUUCAGUUCUCGACGUCAGGGGAUGCCAAGUCAGGUGAUCCAUCCACCCGGCAGUUGCGGAUCCAUGCCUUGCAAAAUGCAGUUCCCAUGAUUGGUUUCGGAAUUGUGGACUGUGUGGUUAUGACGCAAGUUGGUUCCACCAUGGACACCGUUCUGGGCGCCAGUUUGGGGAUUUCAUCCAUCACUGCCGCCGCCAUUGGCCUGUUCUGCAGUGACUCUUGCGGAGUCCUCUUUGGCGGCACCAUCGAGUCUUUCGCUGGGAAACUGGGGCUGCCUGCUGCCCAUUUGACUGUUGAGCAGCUUGAGACGCCAGCUGCCAAGAAGUUUGCAACCAUGGGCAGGCUGCUGGGUGUACAGCUUGGGGUGCUGCUUGGCAGCACCACCCUCUUGUUCCAAACCUCGAAUCCCAAAGUUCAAGAGCCAGUGCCAGCGGAACGACUCACGAAGAAGCCCGACAUAGGAGAGCUGACCAAGGCUUCGGACGUGGUGAUUUUCGCAGUUCCCGGAUGCCCAGUAUGCCAAGCAGCUCACGAUGCCUUGCUGUCCUCGGGCUUGUGUUUCUCAGCCGCGCCCUGGGAACAUCACAAGGCUGAGCUGCAGAAGGCGACAGGCUCCACAUCGUCACCAUCCGUGUGGGUGCGUGGGGAGUACGUCGGAAAUGCGCUCCAGCAACAAGUUAUUGAGUCAAUGAUCAGUUGAUUGAUCCAAAGGCUUGAUGACGAGAAGAGCUUGCAACUGCAUGUGUCUCACUGCCAACGUGUUGCGGUGGCAUGUAAGCAGUGAUGUACGUUGUUGCAUAGUCAUUUGAUUGGUUUGGCAGAAUAUGUCAAUACUCCAUGUUGAUAGAUUCCGUGUGUAGAUAGCGGCAGCUGCCUCUCACCGAUUGGGACUGAACAGCCAGCACGCAGCAAAUGCAA
Messenger RNA from Effrenium voratum, 1100 nucleotides. The record is from the annotation of a GenBank genome assembly. NCBI's taxonomy places the organism in Eukaryota, Dinophyceae, Suessiales, Symbiodiniaceae.